Salarias fasciatus (jewelled blenny) is the source of this 1852-nucleotide messenger RNA. It is a transcript of the gene agtr1b, whose product is annotated as angiotensin II receptor, type 1b. The record is from RefSeq and is a predicted model, not a curated record. Gene Ontology annotation, biological process: regulation of vasoconstriction; calcium-mediated signaling; immune response. NCBI's taxonomy places the organism in Eukaryota, Metazoa, Chordata, Actinopteri, Blenniiformes, Blenniidae. Gene Ontology annotation, cellular component: membrane; external side of plasma membrane. Gene Ontology annotation, molecular function: C-C chemokine receptor activity; angiotensin type II receptor activity; C-C chemokine binding. The transcript has 2 exons. Bases 246 to 1337 code for a protein of 363 amino acids.
GCAAUGACUUUUAGCUCUGUUUAUACUCUUCCCCCCUCCAUUGCCCUCUCACCAUCAGCAUCUCCCUCAUGGAAAAAUACUAGUGGUCGAAACCCUUCCAGAAAAUGUGAAAACACAAGUGGUUUGUUCUCUUUCAGGACUCUCAGAGGCCUUUCGCCCAGGGCCCGUAUCAGUCACCACAGACGCUCCCCGCCGACAGGGCCCCCCGUUUGAAAGUCCUGGGAUCUGGCACUAAAAAAGGGAAAAUGCUGAAUCUAACGACGGGAGCAACAGAGGGGAUACCGCUGGAUUGUCGCAAGUUUGGGAACCACGGCUUCGUCUUCACCUUCGUGCCCAUCGUCUACGGCUGCAUCUUCGUCAUGGGUAUUGUGGGGAACAGCAUGGUGGUGGCCGUCAUCCACUGCUACAUGAAGCUCAAGACGGUGGCCAAUAUCCUGGUCCUCAAUCUGGCCAUAUCUGACCUCACCUUCCUCCUCACCCUGCCCCUGUGGGCCACCUUCACCGCCACCGGCUACUACUGGCCCUUUGGAACCUUUCUGUGCAAGGCCAGCGCAGGGCUGGUGAUCCUCAACCUGUACACCAGCAUCUUCUUCCUCACAGUGCUCAGCAUCGACCGGUACCUGGCCAUCGUGCACCCGGUGCAGUCGCGCCGCUUCCGCAGCAUCGCCUACGCCCGUAUCACCUGCGUGGUGGUCUGGGUUUUCGCCUUUGUGCUCAGCAUGCCCACGGCACUGACCAGGGACGUGUACCUCCUCUCGGGCCACAACAAAACCGUGUGCGGGCUCCUCCAGGAGAAGAUUGAGAAGGUCAAGAAGCUGAACGACCUUGUUUUGGCCAUCAAACUGAUGAAAAGUCUGCUGGGCUUCCUCAUUCCCUUCAUCAUCAUCAUCACCUGCUACUGCCUCAUCGGCCGGGCGCUGCUGGGGGCGAAGCGCAUCCAGAAGAGCUCGCGCUCCAGGGACGACGAGGUGCUGCGCAUGCUGGCUGCGACCGUCCUGGCCUUCUUCCUCUGCUGGACCCCCCAUCAAGUCUGUCACUUCAUGGACCUACUCCACCAGAUGAAGCCGUUGAAGCAAUGUGACAUCCUGGACAUGGUAGACACCGCCAUGCCCUUCACCAUCUGCAUCGCCUACUUCAACAGCUGCAUCAACCCCAUCGUGUACGGCUUCGUGGGACGCCAGUUUCGGAAGAACUUGCUGCGUCUGUUGCGUUCCUCGCCGCGCGGCGCUACCGGGCCUCACCCGAGCAUCAGCUCCAAGAUGAGCGCGCUCUCUUUCCGCGCCUCGGAAGCGCUGAGCCUUACGGCCAAGACUAAUGCCUCCGCUGAUGUGAAAUGAAAGAAAAAAUCAGAAAAAAGUGGGGGAGAGAAACGGGGUACAAUUUCACCCUCCCUGCUCUUUUGGUCUGUGGUCAAGAGGCUGCGGAUGGAGACAUUCCUCUCUUUUAAACCCAACUGUAUAACCAAGCACUGAAGCAUGCAGCACGGCCGAGAUGUUGCGUCCGUGCCCCUGUGUAGGACCUCUUUACACGGUGCUUAUUAAUAAACCAUCACACGUUACAUUGCAAUCAUGCCUGCCACAUUGAUGUUAGCUAAUCUCUCCCUCUAAGCCUGUGAAAUGAAUGUCAGUGUCCCAACAAAAUCCAUAAAUUAGCCAUUAUAGUAAAGUAUUAUCCUGCUGGAAAAUACAUAAUUACUGUUUGCUUAUCUCAAUACUUUUUUAUUUAAAAAAAAAAAAAAAAAGUGCAUGAUCUGCAGGAUUUUGUGAACGUUGUGCCUUAAUGAGACAGUGCAGUAAUAUAUUGUCCGGUGAUGGCUGUUCUGUGUGCUCAGCAGGUCUUUCACCAGUUGGAA